Sinocyclocheilus anshuiensis is the source of this 3026-nucleotide messenger RNA. Its product is annotated as mitogen-activated protein kinase kinase kinase 3-like. The coding region runs from base 538 to 2412 and encodes 624 amino acids. Lineage: Eukaryota; Metazoa; Chordata; Actinopteri; Cypriniformes; Cyprinidae. Gene Ontology annotation, biological process: protein phosphorylation. The record is from RefSeq and is a predicted model, not a curated record. Gene Ontology annotation, molecular function: ATP binding; protein kinase activity; protein binding. The transcript is spliced from 19 exons.
GGCGCCAGAAUCUCGCGCGGCGCGGCGCGAGCGCAGUGUGCGCGUCAUCUCUUCCUGAGGCUGACAUUACUCUCAGUCGCUCCUCUGUGGAAAAACUCGGCGUCAGUCUGUGUUUGCGGAGAGGAAACUUUCUUCAUUUGACGGCGCGCAGUCGACAAGAUCUGCACCUUUCCCAAGCGCGUACCGCUCCAUCUGUUUGGAUUACUGGCAUCCGCGACUCCAAAAACAUAAUCCGCCAAGCUUUUCGGAAGGUGGAUUUGUGCGUGACAACUGUAUUGAAGUGCGCGCGGCUUCCGGAUCUAUCACUGUUUUUGCUGUAUCUCUCGCACAAGAGCACAGUUUGCGGAUUUUUCUUCUUUACGGCGUUUAACCUCGUGAACUCGCUUUAAAUCGCAAGUUGGUCAUCUUAAAUAUCAGCACCAGCAUGAAGAUCCGUACGUAAGCUGCAUGACAGAUAUGGUUCCAGACCAAGAGUGGAGAUUUUCCCUGAUGAAAGGAGUCGAGCACUCAGCUCGAGUUCACUAGGGUCACUUCCGGAUGAUGACAGUAAACAUGGAUGGCGGUCUCCAAAAUGGACCCGGACAGCACAAGAACUCACAAGAUGAUGAAGAGGCGCUCACCUCCAUAAUGAAGGACCUGGCUGCUUUACGCUUCUGUUACCAGCUCAAGAGCAACAACAGCAACAAGCCCAAGAGCAGAACCCCGUCCUAUAGACAGGAUUUACGGGUGAAGCUGGAGCAUGAGCGAGAGAAACGAAUUAUUCCAUUCCAAAGGCCGCUGAAGUUCAAGGAUCUGCUUCAGAAGGUGACAGAGGCCUUCGGCCAGCAAAUGGACCUAUACUACACUGAUAAAGAGAUGUUGGUGGCUCUGAAGUGUCAGGAGGAUUUGGACAGAGCAGUUCAGGGAUUGAGCUCCAGCUCUGGACUGAACAACCUACUGAGAGUGAUUCUGAAAACACCUCCCAACAACCAAUUCCUUCAGGUGAGCGGCCAAGACAAGCAGAGCGAGAUGAGGUCAUCCAAGUCCCUGGGAGAUCUCAAAGCCUCGGUUCUCAAAGGCUCUGAACGAGCGCGCAAACACUCUACAGGAUCUCUGAACACGGGCCGCUCCUCACCCCCUCCGGGCAGCGUACCAGAAGAACAACAGCAGAUCGCUCGGCAGGGGUCCUACACCAGCAUCCACAGUGAAGGAGAGUUCAUCCCAGAAAUGCUCGACUCCAAUAUCAUGGAGCCGUUUGGGAGUGCGAAUGGGUCACUUUCCAGCAGCUGUCAGUCACUGGACCAAGCACUGGACAGCCCGCCAUUCUCCCAGAACAACCGGGACAACAAUUACAUGAACCUCAACUAUGAAUACAAAGGGUGUCAAGGGAAACACGGGACCUUCCCACGCCAGUUCCACAUGUCCAGUCGCAGUAAAGACUACGGUGAUGGUCGAAGGACCUUCCCUCGAAGCUUUAUGCCUCAAGAGAACAUGUUUCAGCUGGUCCCGUCCAGCCGUACACGCAGCUAUAAUGGAGAAAGCACCUUGCUGUACAGUGGAGAUCUGCGCUCCAUCAGCUGGACUGAGAAAAACAGCCAACGCAACACUCCGAAAUCCCCAAGGGCUCCUGUAAACUGGCGUCAGGGGAAGCUGCUCGGUCGGGGAGCAUUCGGCGAGGUCUUCCUUUGCUACGAUGUUGACACGGGACGCGAGCUGGCAGCCAAGCAGGUGCCCUUUGACCCUGACUCUCAGGAGACCAGCAAGGAAGUCAAUGCACUGGAGUGUGAGAUUCAGCUCUUAAAGAAUCUGCGUCACAACCGUAUAGUUCAGUACUACGGCUGCUUGCGUGAUCCGGUGCAGAAAAAGCUGUCCAUCUUUGUGGAAUUCAUGCCCGGGGGCUCUAUUAAAGACCAGCUGAAGGCUUACGGAGCACUGACAGAAAAAGUCACCCGCAGAUACACCCGACAGAUCCUACAGGGAGUCCACUAUUUGCACAGCAACAUGAUCGUACACAGAGACAUCAAAGGCGCUAACAUUUUGAGGGACUCCUCUGGAAAUGUGAAGCUGGGAGAUUUCGGGGCCAGCAAACGCAUUCAGACUAUCUGCAUGUCCGGGACGGGAAUCAAAUCGGUCACCGGCACCCCCUACUGGAUGAGCCCAGAAGUCAUUAAUGGAGAAGGCUACGGACGCAAAGCAGAUAUUUGGAGUGUUGCCUGCACGGUUGUAGAGAUGCUAACCCAGAAGCCCCCGUGGGCUGAAUAUGAAGCAAUGGCAGCCAUUUUCAAGAUCGCAACCCAGCCGACUAAGCCAAACCUGCCCGAGGGUGUGUCUGACGCAUGCAGGGACUUCCUGCGGCAGAUCUUUGUGGAAGAGAAAUUGCGGCCCACUGCUGAGGGGCUUCUCAGCCACUCUUUUGUCCAAGGCAGCUUCUGAUCCCACAGAUCUUGGAUCUCUCUGGAAUCCCCAGGGAAAACCACACACCUGCCCGCGGACAAUCACCACUCUGCCUUCCAGGGUCCGGAGAAACCCACCAACCAGCCAACUAAGAACAAACGUGACCACAACGAGGGGGUGUGUAUCUCAGAUCUCCCCAACGCAGCUUGAAAAAUAUCAUAAGAGGGAACCUACGGACAGCAAAACCGUGAUAGCAUUUCCUAUAUUGUUAAUCAAAGCCCUGUCCCAAAUGACGCACUUGGCUUGAGACCGCAGGGUGUCCCAUUUCUUAUUUCCUGUGCUACGCACCCCUUUUGCUAAAUGGACCCUUCUCACGUUUUCAGGGUUUCUCAGAAGCAGUUGUUGUCAUAGUUGGGUAAACUUCUACAGCAAAUAUAAUUUUGCGUUCCCGUUCCAAAAGCAAAAGCAAAAAAAUCCAUGAUCGCAUUUUCACAACUUUCCAAAAGAGAAAAAAAAUAUAGUGAGAUUAAUUAUAGCACCCAGAAGAGAGAAUGAUGUCAAAAUGUCAGCAGUGUUAAUUAUUAUUUUGUAAUUUACUGUCAAAGUAAUAUAACACAAAUUAUAGCACUAUAAAUGUAUAAAAAAAAUGAAAA